AUGGAAACCCUCCCGCAGUCGACUGCGUCCCCCAAGAGAAGCCAUCUCCCCCACCAGAUCUGCGUCCUCCUGCUCACUUUCUCCGCGUACGCCUCUUUCCAUGCCUCCCGCAAGCCCCCCAGCAUCGUGAAGAGCGCCCUAGGAUCUGAGAUAUCGCCGGUCGAGGGGUCUAAUUCCACCGGCCACGGCUGGCCUCCGUUCGAUGGGCCCCGGGGGACGCACCGCCUGGGAGAGCUCGACCUCGCGUUCCUCGCCUCCUACUCCAUCGGGAUGUACUUCGCAGGCCACGUCGGGGACCGGAUCGAUCUCCGCCGAUUUCUCUCCUUCGGGAUGGUCGCGAGUGGGAUCACCACCAUCGCCUUCGGGAUGGGCUACUGGUGGAAGAUCCACAGGUUUGGUUUCUUCCUGGCUGUUCAGGUCGUCAGCGGUGUUUUCCAGUCGAUUGGAUGGCCGUGCGUCGUGGCUGUGGUGGGGAACUGGUUCGGCAAAUCGAAGAGAGGCCUCAUAAUGGGGAUCUGGAACUCGCAUACUUCCGUGGGGAACAUCGUGGGGUCGGUGACCGCCUCGGCGGUGCUGGAAUAUGGUUGGGGGUGGUCGUUCUUGCUUCCGGGCUGUCUAAUCGUGGUGGUAGGGUUUCUCGUCCUCGCAUUCCUGGUCGUCAGCCCAAAGGAUUUAGGGUAUGAACCUGCUGCGCCCAUGGAGGUAGAGAUGAGCGGAAGCAGCGUUAUCAAUGGAUCUGCAGAAAAUAUGGAGGGCGUGCAGCUGGAGGAAGCCAGUCUCCUAACCCCGAGACAGGAUCCAGAUUCAGCUUCUGCCAUCGGUUUCCUGGAGGCAUGGAGGUUGCCCGGGGUGGCGCCAUACGCUUUCGCUCUCUUCUUCUCCAAACUGGUGGCGUACACGUUCCUCUACUGGUUGCCAUUCUACAUACGAAAUACUGGUACGUGAUCUCUGCACAGAGGAUCUUCUGUUCCUCUUGAUAGCACACAAUCCCGUAGAACAGCGGUGGAUUGUAGCUGUAUUUUUUUCUUUUUUCCCUGUUCCCAAUUCCUUUUACCCUUUUCUUCCGUGCAUCUCUAGAACCCUAUCUAUUUCAGUAAUUUCCAACAAUUUUCUGAUCAAAAGGAACUGGAAUCCUGAAGUUCCCAUUACCUAGAACCUCAGAUUACAUCAAACUUACCAUUUCUAUUGCUGUUAUCUUCUAUAUUUCGAUUUCAAUCAAAGUGUGGUACUGCUCUGUAGUAAGAUCUAAUUCUUCAAGCAUCUCAAAUUGGUUUCUUACAUUAUGUUUAGAGCAAUCCUGUAGAACACCAUUGGACUAUUGCUGUUUAUUUUUUCUCCUAUUCCCAAAUCCUUUUAACCUCUUCUUGCAUCCAUCUCAAGAACCCUAUCUAUUUCAGUAAUUUGCUGAUCAAAUGGAACUGGAAUCUGGGACCCUCAGAUUACAUCAAACUUACCAUUUUUGCUGCUGUUAUCUUUCCAUAUUUGGAUUUAAAUCAAAAGUGGUGGUGCUCUGUAAUAAUUCUGCAGGCAUCUCAAAUGGGUUUCUUACAUCAUGUGGCAAUGUGAGAGUGGAACAGCUUCCUAUGAAUAUAAUGGAAGGGGAGUAGCCCCUGAGGAUAAGAUGAUCUGUCGAAUUUAUAUGUGAUCGAAUUUUACAUCAGAUACAUAUAAGUUGGAUCACAUUCCUUGAAAAUAUUAGCAAAAUUAAGCGUGUUUCCAUUAUUUUACUCGAUUUUUUUUUAUAUUUAAGUAGGAAUCAGUGUGAUCUUCUGACCCUAAACUGACCGUUUUAUUGGAAUCUCUUGAAGCCGUCGCCGGAAGGCACCUGUCGAACAAGACGGCGGGAAUCCUCUCGACAAUCUUCGACAUCGGAGGAGUCUUCGGCGGAAUCUCAGCCGGGUACAUAUCCGACAAGAUGGGAGCUCAUGCGGUCACUUCGCUCAUCUUCCUGUUUCUAUCGAUCCCAACCCUAAUUUUUUACCGGGUAUUUGGGAGCGUCUCAGGGUUGCUGAACAUCACAUUGAUGUUCCUCUCUGGCUUCUUUGUGAAUGGCCCGUACUCCCUCAUCACCACGGCCGUCGCCACAGACCUCGCCACGCAGGACUUGAUCAAAGGAGACUCCAGGGCUUUGGCCACCGUGACGGCCAUUAUUGACGGCACGGGCUCUGUGGGAGCAGCUCUCGGCCCUCUGCUCACAGGUUAUAUUUCAUCGAGGGGGUGGAACAGCGUGUUCGUCAUGCUCAUCCUUGCAACCUCCCUGGCCAGCAUGUUCUUGAUCCACAUUGCAAAAGCUGAGAUUGCUAGAAAGUAG
Spirodela intermedia is the source of this 2311-nucleotide messenger RNA. NCBI's taxonomy places the organism in Eukaryota, Viridiplantae, Streptophyta, Magnoliopsida, Alismatales, Araceae. The record is from the annotation of a GenBank genome assembly.